AUGGACAAUAGAAGACGAGCAAAAUCUCAAAAAAUUUCACGACAAAAUGAUGAAUUUGAAACAGAAGAUAAUAAGAGAAGAGCAGAAGCUCAUAAAAUUAAACAUGAAGAGGAAAAAUACAAAGAAGACGAAAGAAGAAAAAAUGCAUUGAGAAUGCAGAAUAAUAGAGAUAAAUACAAAAAUAAUUUUGAUGGCAUGAAAUCAAAUUAUGAGUUAAAAAUAAAAGAAGGACCUACUCAUAUUUGUAGCUGUUGUGGUGGUUUAUGGUUUGAGUAUUCAAUCAGAGAAUUUACAAUUGAGAUGUUAACAAAUAAAGGAUUAAAAAAAGAAUUUAUCGAUACAGUUUGUUAUCUCAAAAAUACAAUCAUCAAAUUAUGUGUCACAUGCAGAAACGACAUCAUGUUGAAUAAAGUACCUAAUCUCUGUCUAUCUAAUGGUUUAGCAUUCUAUGAAGUACCGGAUUGUUUGAAAAUCUUGACUGAAUUAGAAGAAAGAUUAAUAUUGCCAAGAAUUCCUUUUAUGGUUAUUCGAAGUUUAGGUUCUUGUAAACAAUUCGGUCUCAAGAGUAACCUUGUAAAUGUUCCCAUGAAUGCUGAUACAAAUGUUUCAGUCUUGCCCAGAAGUUUUAGUGAUACUCACACGAUUCAAUUGAAACUCAUGAGACAAAUGAAAAAUAAAAAUGCUUUUAUGUAUGAAACAAUUCGACCAAAAGUUGUGCAUACUGCUGUAAAAUAUUUGGUUGAGCAAGAGCUGUAUAAAGAUGAAGGAAUUGUGAUAUCUCAUGAUUGGCUGAAAGAAUAUUCUAACGAGAGAGAGAAUUUUAUCAUCGAUGAUGAAGAUAAGAAAUUCGAUGAAAAUGAAAACAUCAGCAAAGAUUUUGAUGACGAGGACAAAUGGAAUGAAUGUGACGAUAAACCAGUCAAUCCAAGUACUACUGAAACAUUAUUAAAUGACGAGAUUGGUGAUCAGAAUGAUAUUGGUAUCAAAUUUGCUCCAGGAGAGAAUAACAGGCCGAUAUCGAUUUUAAUGGAUUUAAAAGUCGAUGAAUUAACAUUUCCGAAAAUUUAUUGUGGCAAGCAAAGAAAAAUCAAAGCGAAUGUUAAAUUAACUUAUGCUAAGAUUGCCAAGUCAGAAUUAAGAAUGUUUGAUCGAAGAUGUGGUAGAAUAUCGAAAUUGUUUUUCACAUAUAAGAAACUACAAACGAGAAAGUUCUCCGAUGCUAUUUCAAUAAAUUUGAGAAAAACAAAAAAUACGAAAAACAUAACUGCUACACAGAUGCUCAAUCGAGAUUAUGUAAAUGGAUUAAUACAUAAUGAUGAUGCUUUUACAUUCUUAAGAUGUGAUCGAUCUUCACCAGCGUUUUGGGAACUAAAGAAAAAGGAAGUUAUGGCGAUGAUCAGACAGUUAGGAUGUCCAACACUAUUUUUAACAUUAUCAGCAGCAGAAACAAAGUGGUCAGAACUAAUUGUAAUAUUAACUCAAGUGUUGGAAAAUAAAGUAAUAACAUUAGAGGAGGCAGAAAAUAUGAGCUAUGAAAAAAAAUGCGAUUUAAUAAGACAAGAUCCGGUAACAUGUGUUCGUUAUUUUGAACAUAGAUUAAAAUGUUUAUGGGAAAUAUUAUCGGCUCCUUGUGGUCCAUUUCAAGGCUAUGAAUUAGUAGACAAAUAUGUCAGAACUGAAUUCCAAGUUCGUGGUUCACCACAUGUUCAUGCUCUACUAUGGUUAAAGAAUGCUCCAAAAUAUGACGAAAACAAUCCUGAAUCAAUUGAAAGAUGUAUAGAAUUUAUUGAUAAAUUGAUUUCGGUUAGUUCUAAGCCAACGGAAUUUCCUGAAGAACUUAUUAAUUUACAACGUCAUAAGCAUUCACAUACUUGUAAAAAAUAUGUAAAAGAUUGUAUUAAAUGUCGUUUUGGUAUUCCAUAUUUUCCGAUGAGAAAAACGAUGAUUUUAGAACCAUUUAGUGACGAUGAAAAGUUAACUAAGAAAGAACGUGAAGAGAUCAGCAAAAAUAGACAGAAUGUAAUCAAAGAACUUGACAAAAUAUCAAAAGAUCAAGAUAAUUCACUAACUUUUGAAGAAUUCUUGAAACAUGUAAAUAUGAAUGAAGAAGAAUAUAUUAAAAUAAUUCGAGCUGAAUUAAAAAAACCGAAAGUAUUCUUGAAACGUGCUCCAAAUGAAAUCAGAAUCAAUGCAUACAAUCCAAUGAUAAUGUCAUUGCACAAAGCAAAUAUGGACAUUCAGUUCAUUCUUGAUCCUUAUGCAUGCUCAAUGUAUUGUGUUGACUACAUUAGCAAAUCUGAAAAUGGAAUGUCUAAACUUCUAAGAGAAGCAUUGAAUGAGCUAAAAAAAGGCAAUAAUACAGUCAGAGAACGUCUUAGAGUUAUUGCAAAUAAAUUUUUGAAUUCAAGUGAAAUUUCAGCACAAGAAGCUGUCUAUCAUAUUUUAAGUAUUCCACUUUCAACCAGCAGCAGAAGUACUGUAUUUAUUAAUACCAAUAGACCCGAAAACAGAAUUUCUAUGGUCAAAUCAGAUGAGGUUCUUCAGAAACUGGAGCCUGAUUCAAAAGAUGUUUUUGUUCAAGGCUUAAUUGAUAUGUAUAUAAAUAGGCCUGAAGAAAUGAAAAAUAUCUGUUUGGCUGAUUUUGCUUCAUUGUAUAAUGUAUCAAAAAAACAAACAAACAACGUUCAGAUUACGGAAAAUUCUGGUGAUGAAGAUGUCAUUGACAAUGAAAUUGAUGAAAAAAGUGUUGCUCUAAAGAUGAAAAAUGGAAAAGGAUGGAUUAAAAAAAGAACAAAGAAAAAAAUAAUAAGAUUCAGAAACUUUAAGCUACAUCAAGAUCCUGAAAAUUAUUACAGAGAGCAGCUGAUGCUAUUUCUACCAUGGAGUAAUGAGGAAGAGGAUCUUAUUUAUAUAAAUCAUGAAGAGACAUUUGAAUUACAUAAAGAUUUGAUUCGACAGAAAAGAUCUGAAUAUGUUCAUCGUGAAGCCAAUGAAUUUGAGCAAGCUUUUGAAGAGCAUAUGGAAAGAGAAAAUGAAAAUGAUCUCGAUGAUACAAAUAUUGAAUACGAUCAAGAUAAGAAUGAAUUCCUCAUUUAUGAAAUAGGAAAUCAUGAAGGUGAUAUCUUUGUUGAAAUGGGGCUAAAUACUCGAACUGAAAAAGUUGAACAUUUUAAUGUUCCCAAAAUAAUACCAGAUACUGAAUAUCAGCAAAUGAUAAGAAGUCUCAAUAACAAUCAAAGAAGAUAUACUUUAAAUGUGAUGAAUUUGAUAAAAAAUGGAGAUAAGCAGUUUUUUCAUUUUAUUAAUGGCGGUGCAGGUGUUGGCAAAAGUACUUUGAUCAAAGCAGUAUAUCAGUCGAUACUGAGAUUUUAUAAUUCUCUUCCUGGAUCUAAUCCAGAAACUAUUCGUACUGCAAUCUGUGCGCCAACUGGCAAAGCAGCAGCACUAAUUGAUGGAAUGACGUUGCAUUCAUUUUUAAGUUUACCAGUUAAUCAAUGCAAACAUAAACUCGUUAAACUAGACAGUGAUAUUUCAAAUAGAAUUGGAGUGAAAUUGAAAGAUCUACAAUUACUAAUCAUAGACGAAAUAUCAAUGGUUGGUUUUACAAUGUUUCAACACGUCGAUGCACGUGUGCAGCAAAUAAUGAAGUCCAAAAAACCAUUUGGCGGAGUAUCAGUCAUAGUUUUGGGCGAUUUCAAUCAAUUAAGACCAGUUGGUGAUAAAUACAUAUUCCAAUUUAACAAUUCAUAUAAUGCUUUAGUAGAUAAUCCAUUAUGGUCACUUUUUGAAUUGUUCGAAUUGACAGAAAUAAUGAGACAAAAAGAUGAUAAGGCUUUUGCCAUUGCAUUAAGUAAUAUAGCAAAAGGAAUGAUGACACUUGAAGAUAUUAAUUUAUUAAAACCACGAAUUGUUUCAAAUGAAAAUUUGGAAAUCAUGGGAGAUGCAAUAAGAGUAUUUAGAAGUAAUGCUGAAGUUGAUGCAUAUAAUACAAAAGUAUUGGCCAGUCUUAAUACCGAAGGUGCAAUCGCUAAUGCUUAUGAUUUUUGUAUUGGUGAUGGACUUGCAUCAAUAAGAGAAAAAGUUCUAAACAACGUAAAGAAUCUGAAAACAACUGAAACUUACGGUUUACCACUUAAAAUUGAUUUGAAAGUGGGCGCUAAGUAUAUGAUGACAGUGAAUAUUGACACUGAAGAUGGAUUAGUAAAUGGCGCCUGUGGAAAAUUGAUAAUGAUUGAUUAUGGAAAGCUUCAAAAGACUAAUGAGACAGUACCAUGUAGACUAUGGAUUAAAUUUAAUGAAGAGAAAACUGGAAGAAAAACCAGAGCUAAUUUUCAAAAUGUAAUGCGAAAUAGAAAUAUUGAUCUCAGUCUCACACCAGUUGAACCAGUAACACGGCAAAUAAAUACAAGGUCAACAAAUUUCAAAGUAGAACGUAAACAGUUUCCUGUAGUUCCUUGUGAAGCAAUGACGAUAUAUAAAAGUCAAGGUGGCACUUAUGAAAAAGUCGUUGUCAAUCUAAAGAAAGGAAUGACAAGAUCUGAAUUAUACGUCGCUUGUAGUCGUGCAACAAAAGCAACUGGUUUAUAUUUAAUUGGCGACUUCGUUCCACCAAAACCACCUGAACGUAAUGAUGCAGUGGCGAUGAUGUUCAAAACCAUGAGAUUCGAAAAAAUGCUGAAAUUUUCACUUGAAUUUCCUGAAGAAUCUCAAGGAGAAAGGUUUUUCGUGAUGUUUCAUAGUGUACAAUCAUUGAAUAAACAUAUUAUGGAUAUCAGAUCUGACAAAACAUUUUUGUGUGCUUCUAUGAUAAGUCUUGUUGAAACAUGGACAAAACCUACUGAUUCUUUGGAAAUUGAAGGUUUUAAAGUAAUUCACAGACGUGAUUGUAAUGAUACACGAAAACCAUUCGGUCAAAUCACUUACUUAAAAAAUGAUUUGAAGUAUGAAAAUAUCACCGAAAGAUGUGAAUAUUCAGGAAAAGACCAUAUUGAAUAUUGCUCAAUAAAAAUUGAUGAUAUUUGUACUAUUUCCGUUUACAAUUCACCAAAUUCAUCAUUUGAUGUCUUAAAACAACAUAUUAAUGAAGUUAUAUCUAUUUCAAAAAGAUUUUGUGAAGAUAUAAUUGUUGUUGGUGAUUUUAAUAUAAAUUUGAAGAUAAAAACCAAUCACAAAUUCAUUGAAUAUAUGGAGUCGUUCGGGUUGACUCUGAUUAAUAAAUUAAAUAAAAGUUCAACUAAUGCAAAAAGGCAAAUUGACUAUUGCUUCACUAAUGUGAAAGAUUUAAAAUCUGAUUAUUUUGAAAGUCUUACAAGUUUUCAUAAACCAAUAUGGAUAAGAAAACGUGAAGUUUUGACUAAGUUUCAUUUUGAUGAAACCGAAGACAUUCAUACAAAUAUACCUUUUCAUAUCGAAGAUGUUAUAACUGAUGAUCAAUCUGACACGAUGGAAGUCGAUGAGAAAUUCGUUUUUGAAUGUCAUGAAACAGUCGAUAAAAACGAACAAAUUGACUUAGAUAUGUCUUUCCAUUUGGAAGAUCUCAAAGUUAAUGAUCAAUCUGAUAUGAUGGAUAUUGAAGAAAAAUCUUCUUCAAAAAACUAUGAAAUGAUUGAUUCAAACUCAAGAAAGAUUCUUGAUCAAUUUCUUCUUGUACUUGAUUUAAAUAAUACUACAGACACUGAUCAAAUUUCAAGUCAAGCUCAAGUAAUCAAUGAUGUAAUUGAAAAAUCACCGUUUAUAACUAUGCUAAAUAAAGACCGAUUCGUCCGGUUAGAAUUGGAAACAGAAUAUUCUGUUCAAGCAUUUGACUCAGUUUAUGCUCGAAGCCGCACGACUGCAGAUGGCAAUUGUUUAUACAGUUCUCUUUCGAUAUUAAAUAUUGGAUCUGAAAAACUAACACAUUCGAUGAGAUUGUUGGCAGUAAAUGCAAUGAUCAAUAAUAGCGAUUAUUUUCGAACACUUUGUAAAUCAUUGGGUUAUUCAUUUGAAGAACAGUUGAAAAGAACUGCUAAGCAUAAAAUAUGGGGUGGAGAAAUUCAAAUUCAAGCUCUCUCUAUAGCUCUAUCUCAUCCUAUAUAUUCAUAUACCCGAUUUAACAACAAUCCAGAAAAUAGGCAUUAUAUACCACCGAAUAUUAGCUUGGAGGAAUUGAUCGAUCGAUUUAAUGAACGGACAGCAGGUGGUCAUUUGAAAUACGUAGGAUACAAAUCCGAUAUGAAUAAAUUAGGAUUAUGUGUUUACUACAAUGGUAUUCAUUAUGAUGCUCUCUUGCCUUUUGAAGAUAAUCCUCAACAAUUUGUACCACACUUUGACAUAAUUAACAUGAGUUUAUAA
Rotaria sp. Silwood2 is the source of this 6330-nucleotide messenger RNA. Lineage: Eukaryota; Metazoa; Rotifera; Eurotatoria; Philodinida; Philodinidae. The record is from the annotation of a GenBank genome assembly.